AUGAGGAUUCUAGCAUUACAUGGUGUCGGCAGUUCUGCCAAGAUCCUAGAGAGCCAGCUCGUUGGCUUCAUGAGAUCAGUCGACGCAAGCUACGAGUUUGUGUUGGUUGAUGGAGCUGUACCAUCGCACCGAGGACCUGGAUACUCGCCCUCAGAAAUUCAAGCUGCGCAUCACCAAAUCGCUACCACUGUCGACGACCUAGGCCCAUUCGAUGGCAUAUUAGGUUUCAGUCAAGGUGCAUCAUUAGCCCUGUCGUACAUCUACCACCAGCAAGUCAACGGCGAAGAGCCCGACUUCAAGUUCGCCAUUCUUUUCUCAUCCGUCGUGCCAUUCUCGGCAGACUCGACAUACUGCGAAAGCGAAAUCGACCAACUUUGCUCAUAUCGCCGCAGCGGGAUGCACGCGAAGGAUCUCGCACCUCGGCAGCAAGUCUUCAAUGACUGUCUAGUGCGGACGUUCCAAUCUGCUUUGAAAAUCGGGGCCGUCCUGCCGGACUUCAACCAAGAUUUCUUCGGGGAUGCGGGCGCCACGGUCCCUCGUGUGCUGCAUCCCAUGUUACUUUCAGAACGCAUACAUAUUCCAACGGUCCACGUGUCCGGCAGGCGAGACUUCCCUUUUAUGCACGACAUGCAUGAGAUAGGAUACCAGAUGUGCGAUGCCAGGCUUUCUAAGAAGCUACAUCACUCAGGAGGGCACCAUCCACCCAAGAAGGAGUCUGAAAUCAAGGCUGUUGUGAGGGCUAUGGAAUGGGCGGUGGAUCAAUACUACCGACAGCCACCAUCAUUUUUGUGA
Molecule: messenger RNA, 792 nt
Organism: Colletotrichum fioriniae
Lineage: Eukaryota; Fungi; Ascomycota; Sordariomycetes; Glomerellales; Glomerellaceae
Source: RefSeq, a predicted model, not a curated record